AUGUCUUUAUAAACUACAAUAUUAAGUUUUUUAAAAACUUAAGAAGACUAUAAGUAAAUUAAGUAAUACGUGGAUAGAGUAGUCAAUAAAGAUUAGUAAUUCCUUGAAUGAUUUUUUAGGACCAUCUAUGAACCAAUAUGUGAGGCGAUUAUAUAGGCUUUAAAACAAAAAGAGCCUGAAUUGACUUUAAUGGCUGUUAGAUUAGGUAAAUAGACAGUAGAGAAGAAAAAUACUGAUUUCAACACAAUGUUUUAGAAAAUUUGUUUACCUUAUUAUGAAAAAAUAGCUGAAUUUAAAAAGGAUGAUCACAAUGAUGAUAGAGGAAAAUUUUAUUUCUCAGAUUAACCAGAUAAAAAUUAGGCUAAAUUUGGCAUAAGCAUUUUGAGGUUUAUUUUAGAGAGUUUAGAAAUUUGGGCAAAAGUAUUCACUUGUAAAAGUGAUAACAUAACAUUAAGCCCUUUUUUUCUGACAUAUGCUAGACUUAUGGUAAAGAAAAUAAAAUUUCCUGAUAAAUAUAAUUACUUUAAUAAAGAGGAAGUUGAUUAAAAUACAACACUUAUGUUUAAAUAGCACUCUCGUAAUUACGCUUAAGCUUUGGAAGAAAAUAAAUCUAUUAUAAAAUCUUAGCCAAAUUAAUUGAAUUAAUAAGAUUAACCAUUUAAAUAAACUCAAUAAAAUUAAAUAAAUUAAGUAUAGAAACCUUCAACAAUAAAUACACGUGGUAAUGAAAAUCAAAAAGAAAUAAAUUCAAGUGCUUAGCUAUUGAUUAAUUAAUAUAGUGUUUUAAAGACUUAAUUAAUUGAAAGAGCUUUAAGUUUAGAUUCUAAAGCUAUUAAUCAAUAUAUUAAAGAUUUGAAGGAUGUUAAUUAGAGCUUAAAUUAAUUAAAGGAAAAGAUAGAUAGAAAAGCCGAUGAACUUCUUAGUUAAGAAGAUGAGGAUUGUUCUUUGGAACUUUUCAACGUUUAAGAUGAAAUAAGGAAUUUUUGUUUAAUCUUUUAAAAGUUAUAGAACGAAGAAAUAAAACCAUAAGAAUAUAGAAAUGAAUUUGAAAAAUAUAGAAAACAAGCUCCUAAAUAAUAGAAAGGCAAUUUAUAAUCAAUUUAUGAAGAAACUGAAAAUUCUUAGUCAUCAAUGUAAUUUGGUAAGGUUGAUAAAAAAUUUGUGCCUAAUAUGAAUAUAGAUAGUUUAGGAUUAUAAUAUAAUACAGAAUAAGUGAUGCAAGAUUUUUAAAAUUAAUUAAGUGGUAUAACUGAAUAACAUGAAAAAGAGAAAUAAAAAAUACAAAGAGAACAUGAAAUAGAAAUUACAAAUCUUAAACGAUAAAUGUAAGAAUAAGCUUAGGAAUUUAAAAAGAAGGAGACUAGAUAUAAAGAUAUAGAACAGCAGUAUACAGAAUUAUAAAGAUAGAGAAAUAAUUCAUCUUAAUCAUCAGAGGAAGUCAAGAGAAUUAAUAAUACUUUAACUGAUUAGAUAAAAACAUUGAAAUUUUAAAUUGAAUAACUUUAGAGUUUAAGUGAAAAAGAUAGUUAGGAUAUUAAUUAUAUGAGAAAUCAUAUUUCAGAAUUAAAAGAAGAACUUGAUGAAAAGAAAGAUUAAAUUGAAAAUCUUAAAAAAUCAUAGAAUCUUGAAAAAAAUUAAUACAUUGUCAAUUUACAGUAAUAAGAAGAACAUUAUAAAUAAGAAAUUAAGUAACUUUAAGAGUAGAUUAAAUUAGUAUCUUUUUCUCAUUUAAAUAAUUCAGAAAUAUCUCCAAAUGGGGAAAUUUCUAAUCUCUUAAGAAGACUAGAAAAUGAAAAGACAAGAUCUACAAAUUUGAUGAUUGAGAUAAAUCAUAAAGAUGAAUAAAUUUAAAUACUUGAGUAAGAGUUAAAACUUAAAAUAAUUGAAUUAGAAUAGUAUAAAGCUUAGUAAAAUGUCAAGUUUACUGCAUAAGAUUUAUAAAUCUAAUAAAAACAUUAAGCAGAAAUUCUAAGCUUUAAACAAUAACUACUUUAAUUAGAAACUUAAAGAAAAAUAGAAGAAAACUCUUUUAAGGAAAAAUUAAAUCUUUUAGAAUAAAAGUUCUAAAUUUAAGUUAAAGAAAAUGAAAAACUCAGGAAUCAAUCUUCUGCCUUAAUGAGAUAAAAUUAGGAAGUAAUUGAACAAUUAGAAUCUUUAAAAAAUCAAAAACCUUUGGAAUCAAUCUAAAUUGAACCUUAAAAAGAAAUAUUUCAUAAUCAUCUUGAUUUAUCAAAGAUCAAAGAGACUGAAUAUAUUUAAAUUAAUGCCCCAUAAUCUGUUUCUAGUAAAUAAAACUAUUCUUAAGCCAUUUAUCCAUCAAGAUCAAAUAAACAAGAAAAAAAUAUAAGUAACCUUCCUUACUCUGGCUAUUAACACUUCUAACAUAUAUAAGUAGAAUUUUUGGAUAAUGUUAAAAAUUUAUUUAUAAAAACUCAAUAAAUUAAAGUACCUGUUUAGAGUGAAAUAAUAUAUCCUUAUUUUACUGCUGAAGAAUAUUAUUAGAAAAAGGUUAGACCUCAUAAAGGAAUUGUUGUUUAAUUUUAGAGUCUUCUCAAUAUUUUAGUCAUGAAUUAAAACCAUUUAUUAUUGUAUAAGAUGUAUCAUUUGAAUAAAAUUGGCAAUACUAUUUUUAUUGAUAAUUAAGAUCUAAAAAUAGCAGUUUUAAAAUAAGUACAAAAAUAAGGUAAUGAUUUUUAUAUCAAUUAUGGAUUAUAUUUCAAAACUGAAUAACAGAGUUUAAAUUUAAAAGCUUAUAUUAAGAAUGCUAUGAAAUUUGAAACAAUUUGGACAUCUUAAACAGAAAUCUAAUAAAAUUUACAAAAAAGAUAAAUAUAACUUCUGGAAGUUAGUAUUAAAUCAAACUUAUCAGAAAUAUUGGUAAUACCAAUAUUAGAAGUAAAUUAUAAGUAAAAUAUGAUUAUAACUAUUUAGUAAUAAAAUCCAAUAAGUAUUUUUGCCAAUUCAAAUCCUAAGUUUGAUUUAAUACUAUAAAAUUAGUAAAAUCGUUUAUCAAAGAAAGUGGAAGUCUGCCAAAGUUUAUAGAUCUGAAAUGUUUGAAUACAAUACAAUAAUAUUAUCUAAUCAUAGAGAUAUUCCUAAAUUAAGUGAAUGCUUCACAAUCUUAAGUCCAGAAAAGAUUGAUAGUUUUAGCUAAGGUUUGGAUGAAAUUAAAUAUUUUGCUUAUUUUAAAUUGUAAUAUUAUGGCAUAGAAGGAAUUAUAAAAUUUGAAUUAAUGCCUAAUAAUAAAAUGAUAAUUUUUGUAGGAAUUGAGAAUCCUAAGAAUGUUGCUGUGAUUAAAGAUUUAAUAAAUGCGUUUUAUGACAUAUUUAUGUGA
Paramecium sonneborni is the source of this 3334-nucleotide messenger RNA. NCBI's taxonomy places the organism in Eukaryota, Ciliophora, Oligohymenophorea, Peniculida, Parameciidae. The record is from the annotation of a GenBank genome assembly.